UGUAUGUGUGUGUGUGUGUUGUGUAAUUAUGUAUGCACCCAAAAAGUGCAUUGAACUGCCGCUAGAGGGUUUGUUGUUAUUUGCUGCUGUUGCUGUUGUUGCACUCGUUUGCCGCCGUAUAAAUAGCGCCAGUUGCCUGCAGCAGGCAUGCAAACGUUCGCAAAGUCAGCAGUAAGCAGUCAGCAGUUGGCAGUUGGAAGUUGGAAGUUGGCAAAAUGUUUAUCAAAAGCGCAUCGCUAUAUGGCCGGCAAUUGGUGUUGCUGUUGGCUCUGCUGAUAGCCAUCAUGGGCAGCGGAUGUUACGCCGAUGGCAUUGGCGGCUUCAGAGCCGCUUCCAUGACCCAUCCGUUGCGUGAGGGCAAACAUAAGCUGUGCGGCCCCGCCCUCAAUGAGGCCAUGUCAAUGGUCUGUGUGAAUGGCUAUAAUACGAUACCCAAAAAACGCAUGGAUUCCAAUCAGGCAUCGCUCGUCGAUGUCGUUGGUGUUGUGGCAGCGGAGCAAACACAAUUACAACAGCCGCGUGGCAGUGAUGAUGGCUACGCGUUAAGUCCAUUGCUGUCUAGCAUUUAUGGAACGGAGGUGCUCAUCAAAACACGACGCUUGCGGCGACAACGUGCCGGCAUUUAUGAUGAAUGCUGUGUCAAUUCAUGUAGCUAUCCGGAACUCUUGGCCUAUUGCCGCUCGUAAUCGUCAUACUCACGCACGAACGCACGCACACAAGCACACACACGCACGCAUACACAUACUCAUACUCGCAAGCGAUAUUGUACUCAUAUACUCGUAAUCUUAAUCGUAAUCGUAAUCGUUAUCGUUAUCGUACCCACUUAUU
Drosophila grimshawi is the source of this 828-nucleotide messenger RNA. RefSeq names its product probable insulin-like peptide 1 (gene Ilp1). Gene Ontology annotation, molecular function: hormone activity. Gene Ontology annotation, cellular component: extracellular region. The transcript has a single exon. Bases 216 to 686 code for a protein of 156 amino acids. The record is from RefSeq and is a predicted model, not a curated record. NCBI's taxonomy places the organism in Eukaryota, Metazoa, Arthropoda, Insecta, Diptera, Drosophilidae.